Mesoplodon densirostris (Blainville's beaked whale) is the source of this 4901-nucleotide messenger RNA. It is a transcript of the gene BTBD19, whose product is annotated as BTB domain containing 19. Gene Ontology annotation, molecular function: protein binding. The transcript is spliced from 8 exons. Lineage: Eukaryota; Metazoa; Chordata; Mammalia; Artiodactyla; Ziphiidae. The coding region runs from base 477 to 1352 and encodes 291 amino acids. The record is from RefSeq and is a predicted model, not a curated record.
GGCCCCUCUAGGGCUGAAGUUUUCUCUGGGCCUGUGGGAGCUGGGCGGGGCCUCGUCUCUGGCUGGGCUCUAGUUUCCGUGGAAACCCACAGGCUUCCCACCCCAGCGCUGCCUGGGCAGGCUCCCAGCUGGGGCCUCAUCCGCAGCCAGCCUCUCCUCCCGAGUCCAGUCCGCUCUACCUUGGCCUCUCUUGGUCCCCUCCCUGAGUCCCCAUCCCCAAGCCAAGCCUCUGGCCUCCUGCACUGGCCUCUGAUGCCUUCAGGAACCUGGGCCUCCUGCCUCAUUCCUAAACUUUAGCUUCUCAGCAAACAGGCCUCCCAAGCUCUUGCCCCUCCUUCUCGGGCCUUUCUAGCUCCUCACCAGCUUUAGGGCUCAACCAGGCCUCCUGCUCCUUCCACCUACCGCCUCCCACGGACCAGCAGACAACAGGCCUCCUAGGCUGUUCCUCCUGCUCACUCCCCUGCCCUACCCCACCCAUGGAGACCCCAGGACUGACUGUGCACGGGGAGGCUGCGCCCUUUUCCACAGCACUCCGAAGCCUCGUCAACAACCCCCUAUACAGUGAUGUUUGCUUUGUGGUCGGUCAAGAACGGCAGGAGGUGUUUGCCCACCGGUGCUUGUUGGCAUGUAGAUGCAACUUCUUCCAGCGACUUCUGGGCUCAGAGCCGGGCCCCGGGGUGCCUAGCCCUGUGGUGCUGAGCACCGUGCCAGCUGAGGCCUUCCUGGCAGUGCUGGAGUUUCUGUACACCAACAGUGCCAAGCUGCACCGCCACUCCGUGCUGGAGGUGCUGACGGCAGCUGUGGAGUAUGGGCUGGAGGAACUGCGAGAGCUGUGCCUGCAGUUUGUGAUGAAGGUGCUGGAUGUGGAGCUGGUUUGCGAGGCCCUGCAGAUUGCCGUAUCCUUUGGCCUGGGACCGCUGCAGGAGCGCUGUGUAGCUUUCAUAGAGGCCCACAGCCAGGAGACCCUCCGGACCCGUGGUUUCCUGGAGCUGUCGGCACCCGCGUUGCUGCUCCUGCUGCGCAGCGACAGGCUCUGCGUGGAUGAGGCCGAGCUGGUCCUGGCAGCCCGGAGCUGGGCGCGCGUGGGCGCGGCGGUGCUGGAGCGGCCUGUGGCCGAGGUGGCGGCCCCGGUGGUGCGGGAGCUGAGACUGGCCUUGCUGGCUCCGGCAGAGCUGAGCGCCCUGGAAGAGCAGAACCGGCGGGAGCCGCUCAUCCCGGUGGAACAGAUCGUGGAGGCGUGGAAAUGCCAUGCUCUGCGGAGAGGGGAUGCGGCCCGGGGCGCCCCGUGCCGCCGCCGGAGGGGUACCCUGCCCCGGGAGCAUCAUCGCUUUCUGGACCUGCCCUUUAAGUGACCAAACGCCGCGACUUGCGAGGAAUUCUGGGCCUCUCCUAAACUACAGCUCCCAACAUGCUCCGCGCUCGGAGCGGGUUUCCGCUCCUAGAAUGCCCGGCUAGCGGGGCGCAGGAGGGGCGGCAGUCUGACACGCGCAGGCGUUGUGGGUGAGGUUCCGGGGGAGGGCGGGCCUGAGCGGCGCGUCAGUGGGCUGAGCCUUGGCUUCGAGGCCCUCGCGAGGCCGGGAAGUGGGUUCCCUCGCGCUGUGCUCUGGCGUUACAGCCGGCCCUUGGGCACUCUCGCCCACCCUGUUUACUCUUUUAAUUCCCACAUAUCGUUUCAGCUCAGCCCCUUCUUUAACUCCAGACCUGCCUCCUGACGAUCUCCCUCUAAAUGUCCCACAGACACCUCAGACUCAAUCCAAAAUUGACCUCGCCCAUCAUCUUUCUCCAGUUUUGCUCCCAUCGUGUUUCUCAUCUCCGUGGGUGCCCAAGCCAGAAGUCUACCGCUCAUCCUUGCUUUAUUCCUCUUCCUCACAUCUGCCUCCCGUGGCUUCUACCUUUUAAGAGACUGAAACUUAGCAGAAUAUGCCACCCCAAAAUAUGCCUUUUUGUCAUAAAGUUAUUUUAAGCUGAUUAUUUUGAGAAAAGGGAGAAGUUUUGAAAACAGAGAAGUUACCCUUUUGUAAGGGAAGUUUUUAGAAUGGAAAUCUCCAUUUGUAAGGGUGUCUCCCUGUCUGUACCAGGAUGACUAACUCACAGAAGAAUCUUCCAGUGAAGUCAGUGAAAUCUGCUUAAUAAACCUUAUCCUUGCUUUUGGUGCUUUUUCCUGAUGGCCUUCCUAUAACUGGCCUCCCCACAGUUUUCUUUCUCUUGUUGUUAGCUGAAGGAGGUAUUUAAGCAGGUAUUUUAGGCCACCUCAGGGAGUUACUCAUUUUCCCCUGGGUAUCUCCCAUGUAUACAUGAGAUAUACAUGCUAAUAAACUUAUGGGGGUUUUUUUUGUUUUCUCUUGUUAAGAUGUCUUAUUACAAAGGUCUCAGCCAAGAGCACAGAGAGGAGAGAGAAAAUUAUUUUUCCUCUCCUACAAGAUCUUUUCAGUUGGUUCAGUUCUCUCAGCCCAGUUCAGCCAGUCCUGUCUGUGGCGGGAAUCACUGCCACAGGCUCUUAUUAAUCCUCCUGCCUUCACUCCAGCGGCGACCCCCUCCCCAACCUGUUCCCACACUGCUGCCAGACCUGUGUAAGAUUGUCAGCCCUACUCUCCUUAUUAAGUUCCUCAACAUUCCCACUGCCCUCAGGACAAAAUAUAAUCUAUUUCACUUUUAGGGAACUCAAAAUUACUAGUGGUUCCAAACAUUAGCAACUCUUCUCUCAACUAUUGCCUUUGCAUAAAUUCACUGGUCCUGAAGGCAAUGGUCCUCCAGCUCUGGAUUUACUUUCUUGGUUAUUGAAGACUCCCCAUGCUCCCUUUUAAUUUGUUACACAUUUUUGUCUUCUUGAGGAUCUGAAUCUGCCUGGAGAAAGAUCUCUGGGGCCUGGAGUGGUGCCUUAUUCAUUUCUACUUCCCCAGUCCCUGUCACAUAAUCAGUGCUCUGUAAAUGUUCAGUGAAGACUUCGUUUUCUUAUUUAAAUGUUAUUUUAUUCCAUUAAGAUACUAUCAGUGUGGGGCUUCCCUGAUGGCGCAGUGGUUAAGUAUCCACCUGCCAAUGCAGGGGACACGGGUUCGAGCCCUGGUCCGGGAAGAUCCCACAUGCCGCAGAGCAACUAAGCCCGUGUGCCACAACUACUGAGCCUGCGCUCUAGAGCCCAUGAGCCACAACUACUGAGUCCACGUGCCACAAAUACUGAAGCCCGCGCGCCUAGAGCCCGUGCUCUGCAACAAGAGAAGCCACCACAAUGGGAAGCCCCCGCACCACAGCGAAGAGUAGCCCCUGCUCACCGCAACUAGAGAAAGCCCGUGUGCAUCAACAAAGACCCAACGCAGCCAAAAAAAUAAAAAUAAAAAAAAGAUACUAUCAGUGUGAAAUUAGGGACAAUUAAUUAAUUUUUUUUUUUGGCUGUGCCUCUCGCCUUGUGGGAUCUUAGUUCCCCAACCAGGGAUCGAACCCGUGCCCUCUGCAGUGGAAGUGUGGAAUCUUAACCCUGGACCGCCAGGGAAGUCCCUAAUUGGAAAAAAAUUUUCUUCUUUCUCAGGGAUUUUAUGUAAAAAUAUAUUGCACAUGGAUUAAAAAUAGUUAUUUGCUAUUAUUUCUCAAGACUGAAAAAUGUGGUUACCCUCAGUACCACUUUGUUUGGAUAAUGAAAAUUGAAGACAAACUAGUCCUAGAGGACUGGUUUAACCUAGAGGACUGGUUAAAUAAAUUAACUAUGGUAUAUUCCUACAGUGAUAUUAAAAAAUAUCCAAGAUUGGGACUUCCCUGGCGGUCCAGUGGUUAAGAAUCUGCCUUCCAAUGCAGGGGAUGCAGGUGCCGCCCCUGGUCGGGAACUAAGAUCCCACAUGCCGUGGAGCAACUAAGCCUGCAUGCCACAACUAGAGAAGCCCGUGUAGCGCAACGAAGAGCCCGUGCGCUGUAACAAAGACCCAGCGCAGCUAAAAUUGAAAAACAAACAAAAAAAGAAAUCCAUGAUCUUUGGUAAGAAAAGCACAGUGCAGACCAAGUAGAGCAUGAUUCAUUUUGCUGAAAGAAAAGGUAAUAUUGAGGAAAAAGUUUUCCUUGCUCCUCUUCAGGUCCUUGGCUGGAUCUGAAGAUUAAAUUGACAAAAACAAUUAACAGGAGAAAAGCAUACAAUUAAAAAAAAAUAAUAAAUUUAUUUAUUUAUUUGUAUUUGGCUGCUUUGGGUCUUCGUAGAGCGAAGAGCGAGGGCUUCUCUUCGUUGCGGUGCUCAGGCUUCUCAUUGCGGUGGCUUUUCUUGUGGAGCAUGGGCUCUAGGCGUGCGAGCUUCAGUAGAUGUGGCACAAGUGCUCACUCGUGGCUCGCAGGCUCUAGAGCACAGGCUCAGUAGUUUCUUAACCACUGCACCACCAGGGAAGUCCCUACAAAUUUAUUUAAUGUAAGUUUUUACGUGACAUGGGAGCCUUCAUAAGGAAAUGAAGACCAAAAGAAACAGUUAAGCCUGAGUAUUUUAAUGCUAGGUUAAAGGGUAGUAAUCUGGGGGGAAUUUAGCAAGACUUGCUCUUUAGAAUUCUCAGAGUCUCCUUGUCCUUGGAGAUGAUGCUCCUUUCCUCUCGGUAUACUAAGGGCAGCUCUCACUUGAGAGUUUUAUGACCUGUUUCAUGGGUGUGUGUGUGUGUGUUGGGCGUUGGGGGAGUGAGGAGGUCAGAAUGACUUUCCUGUUUUCUCAAACUCCUUCAGCUUAAAAUACUCAAUGUGGAGGUGCCAUAUUUUAGGAUGGCAUGUCCUGAACCCCAUCGCUAAGUAGCACAGUGAUGAAGAGAACGCCUCUUCUGGAGCCAAGCUGCCUGGGUUUGAAUCUCAGCUCCAUCACUUUCUGGCUUUGUGAUUUGAUUGAGGCUAUUUAAUUUUUUAUGCCUCAGUUUCUUUAUUUAUAAAAUGGAGAUAAAAAUAGAAUC